Messenger RNA from Exophiala aquamarina CBS 119918, 1977 nucleotides. RefSeq lists its product as uncharacterized. Bases 1 to 1977 code for a protein of 658 amino acids. NCBI's taxonomy places the organism in Eukaryota, Fungi, Ascomycota, Eurotiomycetes, Chaetothyriales, Herpotrichiellaceae. The record is from RefSeq and is a predicted model, not a curated record. Gene Ontology annotation, molecular function: DNA-binding transcription factor activity, RNA polymerase II-specific; sequence-specific DNA binding; zinc ion binding. Gene Ontology annotation, cellular component: nucleus. The transcript has 5 exons. Gene Ontology annotation, biological process: DNA-templated transcription; positive regulation of transcription by RNA polymerase II.
AUGCAACAAGAACGUGACACCCAGCCUGGUAACCCUGGCGCCCCGGGGUCGUCAAAGAAGAGGCGAUUCUCUCGGACCAGCCGGGCAUGCAGUGAAUGCCGCGCCCGUAAGAUCCGGUGCAACGGCAGACAGCCGUGUGAGCCGUGCGAGGACUUCGAGAGGCAUUGCACAUUGACAUCCACUGCAGGGCAAAAGGUGGCAGGUGCACCGCGUACCAAAAUCUUGGAGGACCGAUUACGGCGCGCACGGCACUUGAUAAGAAAACUUCAAGCACAAAAUCCGGCUCUCCUCCCGGCGGCUGAGGUCGCUGGCAUUUUUGAUUCUCCCCCGGUGUCCCCUUCCCCGGCGUCUGACACUGCCUCAGGCGUGACGGUUGGAGGCCAGGGCGGAUAUCUGGAGGACAUGAUGAUAGGAAAGGGUCUUUUGCCCCUAGAUCAAGGAUCCGGUGUCUACUAUGGCGCGACUUCAGGCCUCUGCUUCCUUUACGACACCCUGCAACUUUUCCCUCCCAAUUCUCCACAGCAUGGAAGCGUCAGCCCUGAACGACCACACCAUGUCUUAUUGAGGCUUUUCGAAUCUCCACCUUGGGACCCUCAGGGUUUGCAGAUCGAUCUGUUGUCUUCUCAACAUCUACCGUCACAGCAGACGGCUUUGGACCUACUGGACACUUAUUUUGGCAACGUGUACCCCUUGUUCCAGUUUAUGCACGAACCCACGGUUCGACAAUACGUCGAUCGUAUUUACCACCUUGAUCUGUUAGAUUUGGAAGACUUGGACCACGACUUUCUCCCUCUAUUCCAUUCGGUGAUGGCACUGGGCUACCUAUUCGAUCAGACCACACAUCAAACUUACGGUUGCAAGGGAGCUCGGGAUCAAGCGAUGCGUCAUUUCAUCUUUGCCCGCGGCAUGAUCGAACUCGAUCGAGAUCGGGGUAUUCUUGGGUUGCAGGCUCUGACAUGCCUGGCUCUAUUCCUGAUAUCUACCUCGAGACUGGCGUCCGCACAGACCCUGAUCGCUUUAGCGGUGUCAGCUUGCAUGCGCAUGGGUUUACAUUUACAAACGUCUUGUAGCGGCUUGACACCACUUUCUCGAGAGGUCAGGAUACGCACAUUCUGGACGGUGGUCAAACUUGACUUGUACAAUAGUGGCGCACUCGGGCAGCCCUUGCUGAUGGAUCUGAGGCACGUUGACCAAAUUAAACCAAGUGGCCUCUCUCGUGGCUAUUGCAAUGAAGAGAAUGGCGGCGUGUCCUCGGCCACGAGUCGACGGAUCCUGGCUGCUUCUGCCCAGUAUCUCGAACUUUUAAUCAUUUCUCGGAAAGGGGUGGGAAAAUUGUAUCCCAAAACCGACCAAGAGGCCGGGAUGGUUAACGUCUCGAAGAUGUUCCCGGUCAGUGAAACGACCAUGGAUGAAAUCAAAGAAGAAUUGAAAGCCUGGCGAGAGGGACUGGCGGAUGCUUUAGGACCCGCCGAGGGAACAGAUGCCACACGCAGUGUAACCUAUGAACUGGAAAUGGUUCAUCAUUAUGAACAAGCCCUUCUUUACCGUCCAUUCCUACAUUAUUUGGCUAAAACCAAGGACGAGAGUCCGCCAGAUGCUCGUCUCCUAUACUGCGCCACGUUAUGCGUCCAAAUAUCGCGGUUGACGAUUAUCCGGUCGGAGGAACUGCUCUCACAGGGACUUCUCGCACCUGCUUCAUGGCAGUUGACAUACAUCGUCUUUCUCUCGAUCGUCACACUAUUCUAUUUUCUUGCUACUCAGCACGAACAUAGAGAGUACACGGCGAUUCAAAAGGAAGCAGAGCGUGGCAUUCGAGUUCUCCAUGCCACCUCUUACCUAGACGCUGGAUCCCGGCGAUGUCUAGAUGUCCUGAGGAUGCUGAUCGGAAAGCAAUCUCAUUCCGUCCAUCUCGACGUCGACAGGCUGCGGCCCAGCCUCCCGCUCCGGAACUCAUUCCAAUCCGGCUAUGCCCAAUGA